This is a messenger RNA of Corythoichthys intestinalis (scribbled pipefish), 1318 nucleotides long. It is a transcript of the gene ogna, whose product is annotated as osteoglycin, paralog a. Gene Ontology annotation, molecular function: protein binding. Bases 92 to 925 code for a protein of 277 amino acids. The transcript is spliced from 6 exons. Gene Ontology annotation, cellular component: extracellular matrix. Lineage: Eukaryota; Metazoa; Chordata; Actinopteri; Syngnathiformes; Syngnathidae. The record is from RefSeq and is a predicted model, not a curated record. Gene Ontology annotation, biological process: bone development; articular cartilage development.
CGCUUGAGCCUUUAUAUAGCGUCAUUUGACACAUCCCGCCAAGGGGGCUUGAAGCAGACAGAGCACAUCUGCUGAGCCCGACUCCAAACGUAUGGCGAGCAGCAUGAGGGCACUGCUACUGACGUGCAUGCUGCUGGCCUCGCCGUGGCUGGCCACUGCCGCUUCCCCUCGCUCAGACACCCAGCUCAGCAACUUCUUCGCCAGCUACUUCAAAUCCACGCGAGCCAGGAGAGAGCUGCCUACAGCCGACCAACCAGAUGAUAAGCCCGUCUCGACAGGGGAAGAUGACUCAGGCCUGCCUACUUGUCUACUCUGCGUCUGCCUAACCCGCUCGGUGUACUGCGAGGAGGUCAGUCCGGACAUGACCGCUGUUCCCACCUUGCCCAAGAAGACAGCCUACCUUUACGCACGCUUCAACAAAAUCAAAAAGAUCAACACCGGGGACUUUGCUGACAUCGUGACACUAAAGAGGAUCGACUUGACGGGUAACCUGAUCUCGGAGAUCGAGGACGGGGCAUUCGCUAAGCUGCCGCUACUGGAGGAACUGUCUCUGGCGGAAAACAGGCUGGUCAGGCUUCCGGCGCUCCCCGCCAAGCUCAUGUCAUUCAACGCCAACAACAAUUUCCUAAAGACCAAGGGUGUGAAGGCUACCGCUUUCAAGAAAUUGACCAACCUGGUUAACCUGUACCUGGCUAACAACGAGAUGGAAGCAGUUCCACAAAUCCCUGAGAAGGUUCGGACAUUACACCUCCAGAACAACAACAUCACGGACGUCAACAUCGACACCUUCUGCCGAUCCAAUGACACCUACUACCUUCGACCGAGCCUCAGCGAAGUCCGCUUGGAUGGAAACCCCGUGGUCCUUUCCAAAUAUCCCGACAGCUUCACAUGUUUGCAAGUACUGCCUAUCGGACGGUACCGGUGAAGAACCGCCAGGGUUCAGGAAAAGUUUUGGCCAAAAGUUUCUUCGGUGGACUCAGAAAUAUUUCAGAUUUUUGGGAGGAACUGGUCCGACUCCUCAACAUUACAAAAGACCACAGAGAAAUAGUUUAAGGUCCCCAUGACUUGUCAUUUUGCUUCCUUAUUAAAAGCCAGUCAAUCCGAAAUGGUCUGGAAAAACUAUUUGGAAAGAUUAUUAAUGCCGAGUGCCUCAUUUUAAACGUUAAUUUACAAACCCCACUUGAGUUGAAGCAAGGAAGCAUUUAUCAUCAGUUAUUUAAUCCGCGUAUGAAAUAUGUAGCCCCAACCAAUCUCCUUCAGUAAUAAAUAUGUCUCAUGAAAAUGAUUACCAGUGUGUAUAGAAUUGUGCUUGUACAGA